Molecule: messenger RNA, 2594 nt
Organism: Pecten maximus
Lineage: Eukaryota; Metazoa; Mollusca; Bivalvia; Pectinida; Pectinidae
Exons: 5
Coding region: 114-1838 (574 amino acids)
Biological process (GO): proteolysis
Molecular function (GO): deNEDDylase activity; cysteine-type peptidase activity
Source: RefSeq, a predicted model, not a curated record
GCCAGACAUCAACAAAGGCUACCCCAUUCUUUUUGACAUAUGGAAGAGAAGCAACACUUCCAAUCCAACUGGACAUACCAACUGCACUUAAUCCCAACAAGGAUGGUUGCUCAAUGUCAGAAGAAGACUUUCAAGAGGUUAUUGACAUCAGAGUGGCUUCUUUUGUGGAACUCAUGAAGAUUCAACAGCAGGCAACAGAGGAAAUAUCUCAAGCCCAGGCCAAGCAGAAGAUGUAUUACGACAAUAAGAACGACAGCACCACCUUUAAACCGGGAGAUUUGGUUCUUCUGAAGAACAAGAGGAGAAUAAACAGAAAAGGUGAUAAGAUUCUUUCCAGGUGGACAGGCCCAUUCACUAUUAAGAACAUUAUUGGAAAAGGUGUAUUCAGCUUGGAAAACAGAAAACAGAAAGUCAACAUCAAGGAUAUGAAAAGAUACAGGAUUUCGUCUAAAACCAAGACAGAUGUACAGCCACAAGCAGAUGAUUCAACAGAGGAUUAUCUACAGCCAGAAGCAACUGCUCCAGAAGAAACUCAGCAACUGCCAAAACCACUGACCAGAAAGCUGAAAUCAAGAGGACAAAUGUCAACUUUGCCGUCAAGACAGAAAAUGAAGAAUGGAAGAACAUCUUGCCCAAAGCCCAGAAGAAUCAAUGUGUCAACAAGAGAGAAAAUUGUGGAAGAACAGGAGACAACUAGACAAGAAUCACCAAUGAACAUUCAAGAUUAUGUCCACAGUAUUGAUAAUGACAUCAAAGAAGAAAUCUUCACCAAAUGUAAACAAUAUCAAGUAGGAAAGCCGGAGGAUAUGCAGUCUGUAUUGGAGUCUCCAACAUUCUCCUUGAUUAAGGAUGCUGAUGAUCGAUUCAGUGACGACAUGAUGGACUGUGAGUCAUCAUUACUAUCAUGGUACAUGAUGUCAGCUAGCAGAAAUUUAGAGCUGAUAUGUGAAUUGGACCCCUUUGUGCUGUCUUCAGCACUGCUGACCAUAGCCUACCACGAUAAGAUCAACCCAAAGGAACUACUCCCCACCUUGGAUAAAGUGCCUUUGUCUAAGAUUUCCUCUGCAAACUCUCCCAACAAGCUACCAAAAUCAUCUCUCCAGAUGUGUGUAGGUGACGUCACCAUCCAUCGGCAGGACCUCACCACUCUCUAUCACAAACAUUGGCUGAAUGACCAGGUGAUCCUUGCAUACCUUAGUGUACUACGGUCAGAACACAAUGCUUCACAUGAGCAAGGAUGUUAUGUAUUGCCCUGUUUCAUAACAGACAAGUGGGAGAGUGGUCAAUAUGAUGCAUGGCUCUAUCCCCAGAUUCCUCUUGAGAAAUUCGAGCAUGUGCUUGUGCCAGUUUGCCAUCAGCAGCAUUGGUUCCUGCUGGCAGCAUCUAUGAAAACCAACACUGUUAACAUACAUGACUCUCUCCCAUGCCAGAAAAGGGCAGAAAGAUUCUGCAGACAUUGGAUGAACUUCAUGGCUGCAAGAAAGUGUGCCAAUCAGUGGAAUGCUGGUAGUAACCAGUCGAACAGACAGGCAGAUGGUCAUUCUUGCGGGGUAUUUGUAUUAAUGAAUGCUGAAGCGAUCCUUCAAGAUUCUUCACCUGCAGUGAUGAGGCAGUGUCACACACAACACUACAGGAAACAUAUCCUGAAGCGACUCCUGGCCGAGUCAUCCCCACACAACAAGACAGUCUGUGACCUACCAUUUUGCAGUAUGUUGAAGCCUCACAAAAGACACCAGUGUGCAAGAUGCUGCAAAUGGGUCCAUAAAAAGUGCCUUGGCCUCACCAGUACACAGAGUAUUCCAACUUGUGUUUUCUGUCAACUUAACAAAUCUUGUUGAUUUGUUCUAGAUGAUGACAUGUGUUUUAGUUCAGAGACUUGAUUUUCCAGUUAUUUUGAAACUGAAUUAGAAAAAGUUUACAGAAUUGGACUGUGCAGAAUAGUUGGUAUUGUCAUUCAACAUAAUGUAUCAACAACAUUAACCAUUUUUUAAGUAUGUUUAUCUAAUCUGCUUGUAAAAAAGGCUCAAUAAAUGAUUUAGAUUUCUUGUUUAUAUGAAAGUUCAAACAAUUACAUUUAUUUUCAAUUGUAAUGAAAACUCAAUAUGAUUAUCACAGCUAAAAAUCUGAAGAUUUGGUGUUGGCUAUGCAUGAGCAUUGUUUUUUGACAGCAGAUAGAGAAACAUCAGUAAAUUGAAAAGUAGUGUUAUUAUGAUUAGUUAUGCAUUUCAGUUUUGUAUGUUCCAAUACAAAAUACUUAUAUUGAUAGUUCCAAUUGCUAUGAUAGUUACAAGACUUACAAAGUUAUUAUUACCAUAGUGAUGAUGUGUAAUUUGAAUCAUCUAUAACGUACUUCCGUGAAAUUUGAUGCAAAAAGUACUUAUUUUAGAUGAUUUUCAGUUAUAAACACACUUUCAAAAUUAACCGAUUUGAAUCAGACAUGACAUAUCUUUCUUUUCGAUUAUAAUUUUUAUUUGUAUGAGAUAAAGCACAUGAUUUGUAAUUAUUGUUAACACAAACUGUGCCAAUUUCACUUGUUUUCCAUCUUAUUGUUGAUUGUUAUCGUUACAUGCCUUAAUUUAUAAUAAAUAUCUAUA